Messenger RNA from Astyanax mexicanus (Mexican tetra), 2119 nucleotides. It is a transcript of the gene ackr5, whose product is annotated as G protein-coupled receptor 182. Bases 271 to 1350 code for a protein of 359 amino acids. Gene Ontology annotation, cellular component: membrane. The record is from RefSeq and is a predicted model, not a curated record. Gene Ontology annotation, biological process: G protein-coupled receptor signaling pathway. Gene Ontology annotation, molecular function: G protein-coupled receptor activity. NCBI's taxonomy places the organism in Eukaryota, Metazoa, Chordata, Actinopteri, Characiformes, Acestrorhamphidae. The transcript has 2 exons.
CUGGGACUCUUUCCUGCUUCCUGUCCUGGAAGAACAUCCUAUCAGCAGGUCUGAUACAGGACUGUGGAGGGGGGGCUGAGUGAGUACGAGAGAAUGAGAGGGUGAGAGAGGAGGGCUUAAUGCCCCAUUCCAGUCAGGGCAAAGACUGAAGCUCCACAUAUCUGUAGCCAGCAGCACAGCGCCUCCACCUCCACUGAUAAACCACCGGUCCUCCAGGACGCUGCUGAGGAUCAGAUCUUCCCAUUGGUGCACUCCAACACAGGCGAGACCAUGUUGCCCGAGGUCAACUCGACGUCCGAUUACACUCACCCACCGCUGUGGUACUACGAGUGCACCUUCGACCUGGACAGGGAUGCGCGCCGCAUCGCCCUCUUCCUCCUCUACCUGUUCCUGUUCAUGGUGGGCCUGGCUGAGAACAGCCUCGUGGUCUGGGUGAACUGGCGUCGGCGUCGCUCGGCCAGCGGCGUGCUCUUCUGCGUCAUCAACGUCAGCCUGUCCGACCUGAUGGUGGUGCUCACCAUGCCCUUCUUCAUGCUGGAGGUCACCAUGGACAAGGUGUGGAUUUGGGGUCGCUUCCUGUGCAAGGUGACCCAUCUCAUCUACAUCAUCAACUUCUACAGCAGCUCCUUCUUCUUAGCUUUCAUGACUCUGGAACGGUACCUGUCCUUGGCGAGGCCCAACACGCCGCCCCUGUUCCCGCUGCAGCCCAAACACAAGCGCUGGUUGCUCUGCGGUGGGCUGUGGUUGCUGUCCUUGGUGCUGGCGCUGCUGGAGAACGUGCAUGUGGACCUGCUGGAGUGGGACGAACCCGGUUGCUACAUGGUACCAGAGCAGAACUACACUGAAUGGUUUGUGUCCGUGGCCUUCCUCUGCCUGAUUUUCCAGUUCCUGGGUCCAGCGUCCAUCAUCAUCACCUGCAACAUCCUGAUCGCUCGAGCCGCCCGGGCAUCUCCGGACGUCCAGGGCCGCAGGGACCUGUGGCUGGUCCAUGUUUACUCACUGGUGUUUCUGGCUUGUUGGCUGCCCUACCACUCGGUGAUGUUCCUGCUGAUGUUGGACGACCUGAACCCGUGGCUGAUGUCCUGCAAUGCCGUGGAGGUUCUCUACUUCUCCUUCAGUGUGGUGCAGUGCCUGUCGCUCUUCCAUUGCAUCGCCAACCCCAUCCUCUACAACUUCCUGAGCAAGAGUUUCCGUUCAAAUCUCGUCAACAGCAUAGUUUCCCGUAUCUCUCCGCUGAUGCCCGCCAGCGCCCCGGCCGAUGCCCCCGCCAACGGCACAGGGAACGCAGUGUCAGGGAAGGAACGAAAGCUCAGCAAUGCCAGCACAAGUCACUCGGAGAUCGAAUCCUAAAGAAGGACAUUCCCAGCGGUUUAGCGGUUACAGUUUCCGUCCAAAAAGCAAGAAGUGUUUCUGCAUUUCUGUGGUGAAUGAAGAGAAAUUCCCAACAAAUCUUCCUGAUUCCCAAAAAAAUCCCUGAUUGAAAACUCUUAAUAACACCAACACUGGACACUGGAAGCUUCCAGCCAUGUUUAUCAGCAAACACCCUUCCAACUUUUAAUUAAUUUAAUUCAUUUAAUAAAAAAAAAACCUUUUUAUUAUUUAACUGCAAAACAAGGAGUCAAACUUCUCAGCUCAAGAUCCAACAGGCCGCUAACAAAGAACAUUGGAAGACACUAAAUGACUUAAAUGGUUUGUUUUGAUUGCUUGUAAACACCAGAGUCAAAAGGCCCGCUGGAGCUGAAAGUUCAUGUCAACAAAUACGGCCUUAGGAAGGAAGAAAACUCCCUGGAUCCGAAUCCCACAGGAAGCUAAGCUAACAUCUAGGAACAUGCCACACUUCCAAGGAAACUAUUAGCAAAGCAUUUACGAAUAUGAUCUGUACACUGGAGACAAGAACAAGAACUUUGCAAGGUUGCGUUGCUCAGACUUUCAUUACAAUGCCUUCAAACCAGAAUGCAGAAUUAAACUGUUGUCCAUCUCUGAUCUGAUACUGCCUGUAGGUUAUCUGAUUGGUAGCACCACAGAUUGGACUAAUCCACUGAGUCCACUGAAUGUGUAGAUAUGUCUGAUAAUCUGAUAAUCGUUGUUCUAAACAUGCAUUAAAACAUUUUAUUUGUGA